Scomber japonicus (chub mackerel) is the source of this 1354-nucleotide messenger RNA. It is a transcript of the gene nudc, whose product is annotated as nudC nuclear distribution protein. The transcript is spliced from 9 exons. Bases 108 to 1124 code for a protein of 338 amino acids. NCBI's taxonomy places the organism in Eukaryota, Metazoa, Chordata, Actinopteri, Scombriformes, Scombridae. The record is from RefSeq and is a predicted model, not a curated record. Gene Ontology annotation, cellular component: cytoplasm. Gene Ontology annotation, biological process: protein folding.
UCCAGGAAGCGAGUGGCGUGACUAAGGGCCUCACAGUCGGUACCUUAACUUUAUGCUUGUCAUCGGUACAAGUGACAUUUUAUUAAACUACUUAUUAUUCUGCAGAUAUGGGUGAUGAUGAAGAGAAGUAUGAUGGGAUGUUGCUGGUUAUGGCGCAGCAGCAUGAAGGAGGAGUACAAGAGUUAGUAAACACCUUUUUCAGCUUCCUCCGCCGAAAAACAGAUUUCUUCACCGGUGGCGACUCAGGUGCUGCAGAAAAGCUUGUUAUGGAUUCUUACGCCCACCACAGUAAACUAGCACUGAAGGCCCACCAAGAAAAGCAGACGAAGCAGGAGAAGGAAAAGAAAGAGAAAGCCCAAAGAGCAGCGAAGCUAGCAGAGGAGGAGGAGAAGAAGAAGAAGAAAAACGACGAUGGUCCCAGAAUUCAGGAACUGACCGAUGAAGAAGCAGAGAAACUUCAGUCUGAACUUGACAAGAAAAAGAAAGAAGAGGAGAACAAAGUGGAGAGCGCAAAGACAAAUGCAGACAAAUCAUCUAACAAAGCCGAUAAAGAGAAGGGGUCUGAUUCAGAGGGAGAGGAGGAUGAGAAGGACAAAGAUAAACUGAAACCUAAUGCAGGAAACGGAGCCGACCUGCCCAACUACAAGUGGACACAGUCUCUAUCUGAAGUUGAUAUCUCGGUGCCUUUUGACGUUAAGUUCCGCAUUAAGGGUAGAGAUGUGGUCGUGGACAUCCAGAGACGCUCCCUCAAGGUCGGCCUGAAGGGACACCCUCCCAUCAUCGAAGGUCAGCUCUACAACGAGGUGAAGGUAGAAGAAAGCUCCUGGCUGCUCGAUGACGGCAAGGUUGUUGUAGUCCACCUGGAAAAGAUCAAUAAAAUGGAGUGGUGGAACAAGAUCAUCAGCACAGAUCCAGAAAUCAACACCAAGAAGAUCUGUCCAGAAAACUCAAAGCUGUCAGACCUGGACGGAGAGACACGCGGCAUGGUGGAGAAAAUGAUGUAUGAUCAAAGGCAGAAAUCAAUGGGUCUGCCUACAUCUGAAGAGCAGAAGAAACAAGACAUUCUUAAAAAGUUCAUGGCUCAGCACCCAGAGAUGGAUUUCUCCAAAGCCAAAUUCAGCUGAGACCAGCUCCACUUGUAGGAACCACGUUGUUGUGCCUGUCAUUCAUGUGAACAACAGCCAGAGCUAACGUCAGGCACCAAGCCCCUCCCCUCCCUUCAUACGUUUUUGAUUGACAUGUCUUAAGUGCAUAAUGGUUCAUAUUCUUUUUCUGUUAUGUCUUCAUUCUCCCUUUGCAUGUGCUGCGAUAUUUAAAGAUGACUGGAUUUUUUAAAUAAAUGAAUUUAAAAUCA